AUGCCACAAUCAGAACAAGAUCGGAGCUCGCAAAGCCCACACCCUCAAGAAGAAUCACGUGAGAGCCCAGUCCGAGAGAUGGAGCGUUUGUCAAUCCGUGGUGAGAAAAUGGACAAAGAUAAGGAAGCCAAUGAAGCAGAGGCGGUAACGCAUGAUGCUAUGGUAACCAGUCCACCAUCUCCGGAAAGACUCGCUAUAAACACGCUCGAAGACUUAAAGCUCAAGUGCCUUCAAAGGGAACAAGAAUUCAAUAUAGCAGUACAAGAGCAAGAUGAACAAGGACAAGAGAGCGCAUUGGAUAAUCUCACGGCUGCCCAAGAACGCGUUGACAAGUAUCGGGAAGCGUGCAAGAAAAGAUACCCUACACGCUUGGAAUUCUAUACAUGGGAUGAAAUUGAACAAUGCAAUCGACAAUUCAACUUGGCAUGUCGCAAUUCAGAAGGAUCAAGCAAGGAAGAUCACUACGUGCCAAAGGAUCUACCCGUAUUACAAGUUGUCGGUUCGGACAAAUGGCAUCCCAACAAGGCGGUACACUUAUCUGCUGAAAUGUUUCUCCGUGCUUUUACAAAAGAACUCAAAUCCUGUGGUCUUGAUGUAAGAAAGCAUUGGAAUCGUUUGCUCCCAAAGUGUCUUAACGAUGCCCAAAACCUGUGGCUGGAUGGUGUAUUGGAAGAAGAUGAACAUUGCAACUGGCAGGAGAUCAGAACCAAGCUUGUACGAAAAUACGACACACCCGAACAACAACUAAGAGGCAAAGAAGCAUGCGUUCAUAUGAAGCAGAAGAAAGGAGAGAAGAUUGCCACCUAUGUGCGCCGAUUUUACCAAAGAUGUAUCGAAGCAGAAUUUGACCAAUUCGAUCAAGUCAUGAUUGUCUUCGGACCAAAUUACUUGAAGACCCAAAAGCUUGAGGCCAUUGUGGAAUACCUUGCUGGAUUACAAUUACAUGACUCGGAUGGCGAGAAGCGACAAAGGGACGAUGAAGACGUUGACAUGCUACCAGCCAAGCGUGUAUCACGCCCAGCUCAUCAAGACAAAGACAAGCCCAACAUCAAGAAACCAAUCAAACCCUGUGACUUUUGUGGCCGUCCUCGUGAGAAUAGCAAUCACCGUUGCAAUGAAUUCAGAGAGGCCAAAGGCUUGGCUCCCCUACCGGGUUUGCCACCAGCCAAAAAGAUAAACAGAAGUGCCACCAUUGUCAAUGAUGACAUAGAUGACUCCCUACCUUGUACGUCGGCAAAAUUUAGCCAUGACGUAAAGGAUGAAUUGCUGAUACCUGUAACGAUAGAGAGCCAAAGGAUACAUGCACUACUUGAUGAUGGUGCCAACUUCUCGGCUAUCGAUAGUUCGUUCUGUACAAAGCAUAAAAUAAAGUAUUCAUGUGUAAAGGGAUUCAUUCAAUUAGCAGCGGCUGAUAAACAAGUGCGUCGUAUUGGGCUUACGCGUCCUUUGGAUAUCUGGUAUAACGGUCGUCAUAUAAAGCGCCAGUUGGAAGUAAUGAACCUUGCCAACGGCAAGGUUGCUAGUAUUGGAAAAGACCUCUUUGCUGAUUUCGGCAUUGGCUAUACGGGGUUGGCAUUUACUUGGAAGGACGCGAUCGAAGAAGAAAGCGAAAAGGAAGUAAACGAUGAGCCAAUUCCCAAUGAAAGCACCCGCCGGAACGAAAGAGGAGCAAGAAACCUUCAGCCAGCUCAUAGAGCCUAG
This is a messenger RNA of Lichtheimia ornata, 1701 nucleotides long. RefSeq lists its product as uncharacterized. NCBI's taxonomy places the organism in Eukaryota, Fungi, Mucoromycota, Mucoromycetes, Mucorales, Lichtheimiaceae. Bases 1 to 1701 code for a protein of 566 amino acids. The transcript has 2 exons. The record is from RefSeq and is a predicted model, not a curated record.